UGCACUCGCCGCACCACUCAAUGCACACCGCUCGCUCGCCACGGUGCAGACGAGUCUCCCUGUAAAUAGUCGCGCGUGGUCAGGCGACCUCUGCUCUCGUCUCCUCUCCCGACGACGAAUCACUGCAACGAGGACAGCGAUGAAAGAACGGAGAGAGCCCCCCAACUGACCACUCUGAAGGAGGCGGGGGGGCUCCGUGUGUGUGUGGGGGGGUAUUGUCUGGUAAGAGCUGGUGCGAACGCGCACGCACUCGCCUCGUUUCAACAGUGGGGGAAAGUUAUCUCCGCGUAAUGUAAUACGAUACGUGGUGUCAGCUAGCUGGCUCUCAAAAUGUGCUCUCUCGUGCCCAGAUAUAUACACAGUGUGUAUGUAUACUCGUCACGCCUCUCUGAGUAGAUCGCUGGCGUGGUUUUAUUCUCAUUUCAGCAGUUCGCUUUCAAUGUCUUGCGCCUAUUGUCCUUAUUUUAUUUUUGUGCUUAAUCGUCGACGUGACCACUUUAGUCUCAAAGGGUAAACCCGCGUGGUUUAACGGUCAAGUUAACGUUGAUCUGCGUCGUGCAGUACCGCGGGUGCGUAACUAUGCGUAACGCAACGUGCGCUUUCAUAAUUCUUCUUACCCGUACGCAAGCAAACUGAACGCGUAUUAUAUAAACACUGAACCCCCCCCCCCCCCCGUCCUCGACGCUUUCAUUCAAUAGUUACGCAUGACUGAGACGCUGAAUAAAUACACGGGCGAAUGUAAGUUAUGGACAUUAAUAUUGAUUUGGCAACCAGUGCCAUUUUUACGCACUAGCAGCACCCAUUUUACCCAGGACCGUCAAUCAAUUCCCCCGGGGACGCUGCUCGUCCGAGUGAAUGGUUAAUCUCACUGUCCUUUUGGCAUUUAAACAGAGGGGGUGAGGGGGGAGGGAAGUGAAGUCUCCACCUUCAUUCGCACUCCUCAUCCGAGGCUUGGCUUUUGUGCGACGCGCGCGCAAAUCCACGGAGCGGAGUCCUAUUCGAGCUCCACGUGGGUGUUCCUCUCGUCUGUUUCAGCGCGGCCAUGGAGUAUUGGACGGGAAGAGGAGGCGAACGACAAUGAGGCGCACCGAUUACAGGAAGCUGAGUGUCCACCGUUGUUCCUGCGGUGUCUCCAUGAUGACCGCGAUGGACGCACCGCGUGUAUCACCGUCGCCUUGUUCUCGACACUUUAAAAGCUGACGACUCAAUUAACAAAAAUAAUAAUCGAAAUCACAAUCGAGUGGUGGUCGCCGUGGCCUGUGACAUUGAUGCCACCGCAUCUCGCCAUCGCUUCCUUCCUUCUGCCCCAAUCGCGCAUCUGUUCCACAGUCGUAAACCCGGUCGACUGUGCUCCCACGCCUUCACAGUUUCAUCACCAUCAUCAUUACCACCACUACCCACCCGGCUUUGGCUCUUCCACCUCCGAUUCGUAACUUAACAAGUCCCACGCGCUCCUCACUCAACCCAAUCGCACCCGAAUGCAAUCAUGAGCGGCCUGGACUGCACUGCUAUCGAGUCGUUCCUUGACAAUCACCCGGAUGUGUUCGAGGACUACCUCCUGCGCAAGGGCACCUGCAGCUCCGUGAAGAAGUGGCUCAAGCUGCACAACCAGGCGGCCGCGCAGCAGCAGCAGCAGUCGCCACCACUGCCACCACGACCAUCGCCGCGUGCCCCGCACCUGCCCAAGUCUCCCUGCAGCCCGAGCAGGGCACCGGCGCCUCGUCCUCCGCAGGUCGGCGAGACAACUCCCACUCCGUCCGAGGAGUUCAGCAGGGCGCUGUCCGUGACGGUGGACGGCGCCCUGCAGAAGCGCGCGUCGCAGAAAGAGCUGCGCCGCUGCUUCGCGCGCUCCAAAGCGAUGACGGCGCACAGGACAUAUGACGAGCAGGCGAACCCGCGCGAGCAAGAGUCCCUCUCGAGCGUGCGGCGCAGGGCGCUGUUCCGCAAGGCAAGCUCCCUGCCGCCCAGCACGGCGCACAUCCUGAGCGCCCUGCUGGAGUCGCGCGUGAGCUUGCCGCAGUACGCUAGCGCCGCCAUCGACUGCAAGUUCCGCCUGAAGGAGAGCAACGAGCGCGAGUUCUUCCUUGAGAUGGUCAAAGACAUCUCCAACGAGCUGGACCUCGCCAACCUGAGCCGCAAGAUCCUCGUCAACGUGUGCAUCAUGGUGGAGGCGGAGCGCUGCUCACUCUUCCUGGUGGAGGGCUCGCCGCGCAAGAGGACCCUCGUGUCAAGGCUCUACGAUGUGCGCGCCAGCUCCGCGUUCCUUCCGUGCGACAGGUGGGGGGAGACCUCGAGCGAGGUGCAGGUGGCCUGGGGCAGUGGCAUCGUCGGCUACGUGGCGGAGCACGGGGAGACGGUCAACAUCCCGGACGCUUACGAGGACCGGCGAUUCAGCGACGAGAUGGACAAGCUGAAGGGCUACAAGACGAUGUCUCUCCUCUGCAUGCCCAUCCACGACAGCGACGGGCAGGUGAUCGGAGUGGCCCAGGCCGUCAACAAGACACCGGGAUGGGUACCAUUCAGCGACGACGACGAGAAGGUGCUGCAGAUGUACCUGCCCUUCUGCGGGAUCGGCAUCGCCAACGCUCAGCUGUUCGCCGCGUCCCGCAAGGAAUACGACCGCAGUCGGGCCCUUCUGGAGGUGGUCAAUGACCUGUUCGAGGAGCAGACACACCUGGAGAAGGUUGUCCGCAAGAUCAUGCACCGCGCCCAGGCCUUGCUGAAGUGCGAGUGCUGCUCCGUGCUUCUGCUGGAGGACAUCGAGUCGCCGGUUGUCAAGUUCAGCAAAACCUUCGAGCUGAUGUCGCCCAAGUGCAGCGGCGACACGGAGAGCAGCCUGGAGAAGGCCAUGAGCUCUGACUGGCUGAUCAACAAUAGCAUCGCCGAGCUGGUGGCCUCCACAGGCCUCCCCGUCAACAUCAGCGACGUCUACCAGGACCCACGCUUCGACACAAAGCACGCAGACCAAAUGUCCGGAUUUCACAUCUGCUCGGUGCUGUGUGUGCCAAUCUGGAACAGCAGCCACGAGAUCAUCGGUGUUGCGCAGAUUCUGAACCGGAUCGAUGGCAAGCCUUUUGACGACGAUGAUCAAAGGCUUUUCGAGGCUUUUGUCAUCUUCUGUGGACUGGGAAUAAAUAACACCAUCAUGUACAAUCAAGUGAAGAAGUCCUUCGCCAAGCAGUCGGUGGCUCUGGAUGUGCUGUCUUACCACGCCACCUGCACCAAGGCCGAGGUAGACACGCUGAAGGCAGCGGAGAUCCCUCUGGUGUGCGAGCUUGGCAUCGACGAGUUCCACUUCGACGACUUCUCGCUGGACCACGACGCAAUGAUCACCGCCUCCCUGCGCAUGUUCACCGACCUCGGGCUCGUGCAGACGUUCCGCAUUGACUACGAGACGCUGUGCCGGUGGCUGCUGACCGUAAGGAAGAACUACCGCCUGGUGCAGUACCACAACUGGCGGCACGCCUUCAACGUGGCGCAGUGCAUGUUCGCCAUGAUGACGACGGCGGCGCUAUCCGAGGUGUUCACCGACUCGGAGAAGCUGGCGCUCAUGGUUGGCUGCCUGUGCCACGACCUCGACCACCGUGGCACCAACAAUGCCUUCCAGGCAAAGAGUGGCUCGGCUCUUGCCAGGCUCUACGGCACGUCGGCCACACUAGAGCACCACCACUUCAACCAUGCCGUGAUGAUCCUGCAGAGCGAGGGCCAGAACAUAUUCGGCAAACUCUCUUCGCGCGAGUACGGCAGCAUGAUGCAGCUGCUCAAGCAAGCGAUCCUGGCCACGGACCUCACACUCUAUUUCCAGCAGAGGACCAAGUUCUUUGAGCUGGUGUCCAUGGGAACGCAUGACUGGAACGCACGGGACCAAAGAGAGAUGCUAAGGUCAAUGCUGAUGACGGCGUGCGACCUGGGUGCCGUCACCAAGCCCUGGGAUAUCUCGAGGAAGGUGGCCGAGCUGGUGACAAGCGAGUUUUUUGAGCAGGGCGACCGCGAGCGAUCGGAGCUGAAGCUCACGCCCGCGGCGAUCUUUGAUCGAAACCGUAAGGACGAGCUACCAGGGCUACAACUCGAGUGGAUCGAUGGCAUUUGUCUACCCCUCUACCAGACGCUGGCGAGGAUGAGCUCCCGGCUGCGGCCGAUGCUGGACGGCAUCGUGGCGAACCGGCGCCGCUGGGAGGAGCUGCACCAGCUCCGCGAGCGCUCGUGCGACCGCCCGGAGCCUCCGACUCCCGAAAGCACCGGCAACGGCAACGGCGUGGACUCGCGAUGAGGGUGACCGCGGCACGCCGCACCGCUGCCACCGCCGCCGCCGCGCGUACCGCGCCCGACCCGGCCGGCGUGAGGAAUGAAACUUGGGGGGCCUGGGGGCCACUUUAGGCCGUGGCUAUGUGAGCGGGAGCACCCCGACCGCCUGUACAUUUAACGGCUACCA
Messenger RNA from Petromyzon marinus (sea lamprey), 4432 nucleotides. RefSeq names its product phosphodiesterase 11A (gene PDE11A). Lineage: Eukaryota; Metazoa; Chordata; Hyperoartia; Petromyzontiformes; Petromyzontidae. Gene Ontology annotation, biological process: signal transduction. The record is from RefSeq and is a predicted model, not a curated record. Gene Ontology annotation, molecular function: protein binding; 3',5'-cyclic-nucleotide phosphodiesterase activity.